GAUGCGGGUCUUAUUUGUUCUCUCCAGCAGGAGGGCGUUCCGCUGAAGAAGACACAAACACAGUGCGCUGCGUUAUGCCGGCUGGUUGACGUUUGGAUGCUGUCAAAGCUUCGAGGUUUGUCUCACACUGAACAUCCAGCGUCGGGCCUUCUUUGAUGUUAGCCUUCCUGCUGGUUUCACUGCCGGGGGAAAGGCGACAGAGGAGGCCGGACUUGAAGACAUGGAGGCUAUCCGUCCUUGCAGAGGGAGUGAGCUGUAGGACGUGGUGAUUACUACAGAGUGUCUCCUCUCAUAUUAUGGACCCUGCCCACAUUGGAGGGGAUAUGUCACCUUUGUAUGUGCCACGAAAGAGAAGAUCUGUCCAGUCACAAGCGAAAGGUGGAGUGCCAUGUCCAGUUGUUCAGCGAUUGCCAGAAAGGACGUGUGAGUUAAAUUCAGCUGGAUAUCCCAAGAAUGACGAGUGUGAAGAGCAAGACGCCGUGAAGAUGAAAAGAACCUACGGGAGGAAAAGGUACGAGGAACUCCAGAGUGUUUCCAUGGGAACGGUAGAUUACCCCACCACCAGCUGCUCAAUGAUGUCAUCGGGUGGUCCGUCAAAUGGAGCGGAUCCAGGGUCCGUGGCUCCGCCCACUGCUAGGCUCUCUCCUAGAACCGCAGGGAAGGAUGUGUGGCCCGAAGGCCCCGAGGCGGGCAGGGAUCAGUCGCAGUCUCAGGACCAGAGCUGGACCUCCAGCAGGGACCGAGGCCCCGACGCCUGGGCCCCCGGGAGAGACCGAGGUCAGGACCAGGUGUGGAACUCUGGCAGGGAGCGAGCGGGACACUCCAGUCAGGACCAGACUUGGAUCCCAGGCAGGGACAGGGCCCAGUCUGGACCUGACCAGGCCUGGGUGACGGGCAGGGAUCGGGGACCUGAGCAGGGCUGGGCGGCCGGCAGAGACCGGGGUCAGGAUCAGGCCUGGAACGCAGACAGGGAUCAAGGGAGGGAGCGGGCCUCCUCGGGGCCGGAGCAGGCGUGGGGGACAGAACAAAACCAAGACCAAGACUGGAGCAGAGACAGAGGGCACGUCUGGAGACCAGACUUGAACAUGAAGAAAGUCAACAGAGGGGAGAUGGAGCGUGGCCAACCUGCCAGUAACCUCACUCAGCCACCAGAGGGCAGCAGAAACUCAUGUUCAGAUGUAAACAGUGUUGGCGAAACUUCCACAGCCCAACCCAGCGAGGAUCAGAAACCGCCCGUCAUCUCCACAAAGAAGGAGCCUCCUAGCUACCCUCCAGGAAGCCAGGAGGAGCGUUGGCAGCUUCAGAUUGUGGCCAAAGGUCGAGUCACCUGUCCAAAAUGUAAAAGUGUGAGCAGGAAGACGGUGGAGGGUCUGAAGAAACACAUGGAGAACUGCAGACUGCAACCGUACAUCUGUCCACACUGUGGGAAACAGCUCAAGUCUUCAACAGGGAUGAAGUAUCACAUCAUGGCUGACCACAGCCAUCUGCCGUCAGCGGACGAUGUUAAGGACCUGGACGAUCGUGUCAUCAAAGAAAAACUUCGUAAAAUCCUGAAGAGACUCGGAAAACUAAAAUGCUCCAAAGAGGGCUGUACCGCUGCGUUCACCAGCAUCAUGGGCUACGUGUACCACAUGAAGAAGUGUGGAAAGGAGGAGUCUGAGCUGGAGAAAAUGCUGCUGAACUGUUCUCACUGCGGGAAGACAUACAAAUCGAAGGCCGGUCUGGAGUACCACCUGAAAUCAGAGCAUGCUCCAACGCCCCUGAAGACCGAGGACGACGAGGCUCUGAAGGCCCAGAAGGAGGCCAACCCGGAGAGGACGGCGAGCGGCAGGGUGCAGCGAGCGUCGGCUCAGGUGGCAAACUUCCACCUGGCGGAGAUCGCCAACAACGAUCUGCCCAAAGACUGGCCCAAGAGGAAGUUCCAGUCGGACCUGGUGCCAGAUGACAAAAAGUUGAAAUAUUCCCGACCCGGCCUGCCCGCCUUCAGCCAGGAGGUGCUUAGAAAGUGGAAGAACGAGGUGAAGCUGCAGAGAAAAGUCCACUGUCCCAACCAGGGUUGUGACUGCACCUACACGAGUGUGUCUGGACUGAAAGCUCAUCUGGGACUCUGCACAAGGGGCGACUUUGAGGCUGGUAAAUACAGAUGUCUGAUCUGCAACAAAGAGUUUAACUCUGAGAGUGGAGUCAAAUACCACAUCAACUCUGUCCAUUCACAGGACUGGUUUGUGACCAACAAAAAAGCCUCCAAGAAGUUUGAAAAGUUCCUCAAAAGUCAACCCAAGGAGUUCGCCCACAGCGUGGACAAGCAGAACAUGGAUCAGUACCACCACAACCACCACCUUCAGCAUCAUCAUCAGCAGCUUCACCAUCCUCACCAACACCAUCAGCAUCAUCAUCAUCAUCAUCUUCAUCACCAUCACCAGCAGCAGCAGCAGCAGCAGCAUCAGAUCCAGCACCAACACCUGCAGCACCCUCUGCAGCCUCUGCAUCACCUGCAGCACCAGAGCCAGUUCCUGCAUCCGGAGCACCAGAGCCUCCCUCAGCAGGUGGACCCCCAGCAGCUCCAUCAGCACAUACUCCAAUACACCCCUUUGGAGCCUGCGCCCGGGCCCAUGUGGGUGGACAUGGACCGCAGGGAGGACGAGCCGGUGUCGGAGCAGGCGCCCAUCGAGACGGACCUGGACAUCAAACCCGUCGAGCUGAACAGCGUCAUCAUGGUGGAGGAGAAGAGGAGGGAGAAGGGCGAGAGAAGGAAGGUCGACGGGAAGCAGAAGGAGUGCUUUGCCUUCGGCGGCGGCAACACCUGCAGCUCAUGCAGCGAGGCGGAGGCGGAGCAGCAGCAGCAGCAGCAGCAGGACAGGCAGAGACAGAUCGACCAGUGGAAUCUGAAACGGCCGGGCGUCAUGGAGCCUCACCCUGAUGCUGAAAAACGACAGAGGAACGCUUAAAAAAAGUUACACUUUCCUUCACCUGCGUCUGAUUGGAUUUGAACAGCGAUAGAAGAAGAAGAAGAAGAAGAAGAAGAAGGGUGUUUGUCUGUAGACAUGAAGACAACAAACCUGUGUGUCUCUUUUCACCACGGGACAAAACGCUUGAGAAGGCAGCUGGAGCUACGACUUAUAACUUUUGAAAGUAGAUUAAGCAUUUAUACAACUAUGGAUACCUUAAGAAGAACCUCAAAGGUGGCGGCGUGGAUAUAUAAAACUGUAUACACGUCAAGUUUGGAGGCUGUUUGUCCGUCUUAAAAAUGGUUGUUACUGUAUAGCCUUGAGAAAUCUAGUAUACUGUUUAUCUGUGUGUUAACCUGUAACAGAUUCUUUACACCAACGUUAAAUGUGUCCGAUUCUGUUCGAACGUUUGAUAAACCUUCUCGUCUUUCAUGUUUACCUACAAGGGAGCGUUUAACCGUAAAGGGGAGGGUACUACAGUGAAGUAUUUUGUUAGUCUUGUUUAGCUGCUCUCUAUAAAAAAAGAUUUUGUGCCUCUUGAGUAUGAUCCGUAGAGCGUCAUACAACUCAUCACCACUUUUACUUAAAAAGCUUUUUCUGCUAUAAUGAGCUAGACGAGAAUAGUUCUCUCUGGUUUCACCCUGUCCCCUCCCUGUGCCAUCUUAUAAAAAGUGCAGUUUGACUUAAAGGUCACAUAUUAUACAAAAUACACUUCACCAUGUUUCUUUAACUCUAAUAUGUGUCUCUAGU
Labrus bergylta (ballan wrasse) is the source of this 3698-nucleotide messenger RNA. RefSeq names its product zinc finger protein 512 (gene znf512). Gene Ontology annotation, molecular function: zinc ion binding. The record is from RefSeq and is a predicted model, not a curated record. Lineage: Eukaryota; Metazoa; Chordata; Actinopteri; Labriformes; Labridae.